GCACAGACAUGCUGGUUGGCAAGGAUGGCUGUCAACAUACGUGUCUGUAUCUUUUCCUGUUAAUACGGUGUAAGGUUACAUGGAGGUGGAGUGUCUCUCUUUACUGCAAGCUGAUGAGAAAGGAAAGAGAGAGUCUGUGUAUCCAUGUGUGUGUACGUGCGAUGACGUAGCAGCUGCUGAAUCUGGUUUGGCAGGAUUUUGGAGGAAAGGGCGAGACAGCAGAGACAGUCACACAGAGAGAAACAAGCGGAAUACUUUACACUAGAUUUUCCUUUACUACGCUAAACUUCACAGUUGUUUAUUAAUCUUCACCUGCUGGAGUCAUCAUAUUCGGCUUUGGUGUUUGACCAAGGUUUCAGCACCAGUGUGCACUUGUGUCCAGGCCAGUACAGCAUCAGGGAUGAAUUGGUCAGGACUGGAGAGUCUUUUGAGUGGAGUAAAUAAAUACUCCACUGCGUUCGGGAGGAUUUGGUUGUCCAUGGUGUUUAUUUUCCGCGUGCUGGUGUUUGUCGUGGCAGCCCAGAGGGUCUGGGGUGAAGACACCAAAGACUUUGUUUGUAACACCCAACAGCCUGGCUGCACCAAUGUCUGCUAUGACCACAUCUUCCCCAUCUCCCACAUCCGACUGUGGGCGCUGCAGCUGAUCUUCGUUACUUGCCCAUCCCUCAUGGUGAUAGCUCAUGUUAAAUAUCGUGAAGGGAAGGACAAAAAAUAUGUGGAGCUACAUCAAGGCUCUCAUCUGUAUGCUGACCCUGGCAAGAAGAGAGGUGGGCUAUGGUGGACCUAUCUGCUUAGUUUGAUCUUCAAAGCUGGAUUAGACACAUCAUUUCUCUACAUUCUGCAUCGGAUAUACAAUGGAUAUGACCUGCCCAGGUUAUCCAAGUGUUCACUGGACCCAUGCCCCAACACUGUUGACUGCUUCAUUAGUCGUCCAACUGAGAAGAAAAUCUUCAUGUUGUUCAUGGUAGUAUCCAGCGCACUGUGCAUCUUCAUGUGCAUCUGUGAAAUGAUUUAUCUCAUCGGCAAGCGCGUUGCCAAAUUGUCAAGGAUCCAACAAGAGAACCUCCAGCGCUCUGAUCAGUUUGAGCUCACCAACGGUAUGGGUUGUAGGACAGAUCCAACAACGAAAGGCAGCCAGCUGAGUUUAAGCAGGAGGGAGAAGACCAAAGAAAAUAGCAUAAGUACACCACUGUAGGACCCAGAGUUUGUUUCUGAUCGGUAUCCACCCAACAGGAACACAAGUUACCUAAUAAUAAAACUGUCAGCUGAAAAUAAUAACAAGGCUGCUCCUGUGCAUUGUGAACUUGUGACCCAAUGGAACAUCCACUAUUCCUGAUCCUCCACUGGAAAGAUCACCAACAACAGGGGCAUGCAAAGAGCUUCUCAGGGGCAGGGGUUCAAAUUUUAGAAAAGAGGCAUUUAUCAGUGCAUGGCUAAUUUGAAUUUUUUUUCAGUAUUACAAUUAUUAAUAAUAAAUACAUGUACCAAUCAUUAUCUCCAUGGUAGAGAUGCACUGACUGGAAAUUGGCAGAUUUCAGAUUUUUUUUUCCAAGUCUGGCCUACUGAUUCCAAUUUUGGCAGAUUCCAGUUUUCUUUCUUUCUGAGAACUGUAAAUGACAGCAUACACAGACAAUUUUGUAACUUUUCUUGAAUGAAGCAAAGCAAAGCAAAUUUUAUUUAUAUACCAUCUUUCCAAACCCAAGUUACAACGUGCAUCGCCGUAAAAUAAAACCAAAGAAAACGAUGAGCAAGAGCAACAAACACAAAGAAUUUUAAAGCAAAUAAAGCAUAACAACAUCAUGUAAACAUCACAUUAAUAAAAUACAUGGGUAAUAGGGCUGAUCAAUAAAUUUUGAAAAAUUCAAUACAUUUUCAUCGUCAUUGCAAUAUGUACAUAUGCAAUAAACACAUCACAAAAGACUUCUUGAAAUGCCAUGAAUAAGAAAAAUAAUUUCAUUACACACGCCACAGUUUUUCCCAUACAUUGAGUUAUUUAUGGUGGGCUGCCACAAUAUCAACAUUGACUGCCACACAUUGAUUUAAAAUAUGUUAAAUUUUGUUUCAAUGUAGUGCUGUGAGUAGCACAUGUAUUUGCUCUGUUGCUCCGUGCACAUGAUGACAGACUGUCUGUAAACAGCUCCUCCUUUCCAUGGUUGUUUUUUAAUUCAAUGCUGUCAAUCGUGGAGCUCCAACUCUUCUAACGUAUUAUUAGAAGCUAGUAAGACUAGCUAAGCUAACGUUAGAAUGCAGCUGUUGCCGAGGUCAACACUCUAUAUAUAAAACACGUGAGAAAGCUGAUCAGUUCGAUCAGUGUGAUUAGUGAUCCAGUUGAUUCCUUUUGAAUAUUUACUGGCUUCAACCAGUGCUGCUGAAGCAGCAACAGAGAAGAGACACAUGUAGGAAGAGAGCAGCAGCCAUGACACUGCUGCUAAGGGAGAGCUAGUGCAGAAGGAAGAGGUCAGGUGAACAGCACAUCAGAGGGAACCUACUAUAGUAUUUACUAUAUUCAAUUAAAAAAAGAAAGCUACUACUUACUUUCCUUUUAAAUUGCUGUUUAAUUUACAUUUAUUUAAUUGAGUUGUUGUCCCGCAAAUAUUUUUAUUUCAAAAGAUGUUCAUGUGUAGAAGACAGUAUUCUAAAAGCAGCAGGGGGAAAAACUGGAAUUUCUUAUGUAUAUAAUGUCUUAUUUUAUAUUAUUAACAUUUUUGGAGC
Messenger RNA from Monopterus albus (swamp eel), 2712 nucleotides. It is a transcript of the gene gjb9a, whose product is annotated as gap junction protein beta 9a. Gene Ontology annotation, molecular function: gap junction channel activity. Gene Ontology annotation, cellular component: connexin complex. NCBI's taxonomy places the organism in Eukaryota, Metazoa, Chordata, Actinopteri, Synbranchiformes, Synbranchidae. The transcript has 4 exons. The record is from RefSeq and is a predicted model, not a curated record. Gene Ontology annotation, biological process: cell-cell signaling. The coding region runs from base 401 to 1195 and encodes 264 amino acids.